Molecule: messenger RNA, 3815 nt
Organism: Epinephelus lanceolatus (giant grouper)
Lineage: Eukaryota; Metazoa; Chordata; Actinopteri; Perciformes; Serranidae
Product: splicing factor U2AF 65 kDa subunit-like
Biological process (GO): mRNA processing
Cellular component (GO): nucleus
Molecular function (GO): RNA binding
Source: RefSeq, a predicted model, not a curated record
UAUUUCAGUGGUUUUUGCUGCACUGACACACACUCACACACACACACUGGUUGGUUUAUCGCCCCCCUCAGAAAACACAGACCAGCUUUAUUUUUAUACACCGAGAAAACCGCUAUAAUGUCGGAUUUCGAGGAAUUUGAGAAACAGCUUAGCGAGAAUCGCCAGGAGAGAGAAAGAGAAAGACACAAAAAGAGGAGUCGCAGUGGAUCUCCUGGCCGAGGUGACAAGCAUCGCAGCUGGAGCAAAGACCGAGGGAGUCGCAGUCGAGAGAAGAGAAGCCGCAGCCGAGACCGCAAGAGCCGGGACCGCAGGAGCUCGUCCCGGGACCACAAGAAGCACAGCCACUCUCCGAGGCGAACAAGGAAGAAAAGGACCUGCAAAUACUGGGAUGUGCCUCCUCCUGGCUUUGAACACAUCACACCAAUGCAAUAUAAAGCUAUGCAAGCGGCAGGGCAGAUACCAACAAUAGCUCUGCUGGCAACAUCCACCACCACUGGAGUGGCUGCAGCUCCAACACAAGUGCCCAUAGUUGGCAGUCAGAUGACAAGACAAGCCAGACGCCUUUAUGUUGGAAAUAUUCCCUUUGGAGUAACUGAGGAGUCUAUGGCAGAGUUCUUCAACGCUCAGAUGAGACUUGCAGGCCUUUCACAAGCCCCAAGCAACCCUGUGCUCGCUGUGCAGAUUAAUCAGGAUAAAAACUUUGCUUUCUUAGAGUUUCGGUCUGUAGACGAGACGACGCAGGCGAUGGCCUUCGAUGGAAUCAUUUUUCAGGGUCAGUCACUGAAGAUAAGAAGACCUCAUGACUAUCGGCCUUUACCUGGUAUCUCUGAGCAGCCUGCUUUCCAUGUCCCAGGCGUCGUCUCCACAGUCGUUCCAGACUCCCCCCACAAACUGUUUAUAGGAGGCCUUCCGAACUACCUUAACGAUGACCAGGUAAAGGAGCUCUUGACAUCGUUUGGGCCUCUCAAAGCGUUCAAUCUUGUGAAGGACAGUGCCACGUCACUGUCGAAAGGUUACGCCUUUUGCGAAUACGUAGACAUCAGCGCCACUGAUCAGGCAGUUGCUGGGCUUAAUGGGAUGCAACUGGGCGACAAAAAGCUGAUAGUCCAAAGGGCAAGUGUGGGAGCUAAAAAUGCCAAUCCUACCUCCAUCAUAGAGACCCCGGUGACGCUGCAGGUCCCUGGGCUUCAGAGGCUGCAGAACUCCGGCAUGCCCACUGAGGUGCUGUGCCUUCUCAACAUGGUGAUGCCUGAGGAGCUGGUGGAUGACGAAGACUACGAGGAGAUCCUUGAAGACAUCCGCGAAGAGUGCUGCAAGUACGGCAGCGUCCGCUCCAUUGAGAUCCCCCGACCAGUCGAUGGUGUGGAAGUUCCCGGCUGUGGAAAGAUCUUUGUGGAGUAUGUUUCUGCAGCAGACUGUCAGAAAGCCAUGCAAGCUCUCACCGGCCGAAAGUUUGCCAACAGAGUGGUGGUCACCAAAUACUAUGAUCCAGACAUGUAUCACAGACACGAGUUUUGAAAGCACAGACGAGUCCUCCUUUUCUGUUUGCGAGCUUGGCUCCAGUCGGUUUCUUUACUCCUCUGAAUGUCGUGAACGCGUCCAAGAAAAGACUUGUUUUAUUACAUCUUCUACUUAACAAACUGGACUGCAGUGUGUGUUUCUCCACUGAAUAUCUAACUCCCAGCUUUAGCUUUAACACCCACACAGUGAGCCGAUCUCAUUAUGAAUUCAAAAAAUACUGUAGUAUCCUUUACAUUUGUAGUAGAAUGAAUGUGACAUGUAUCUUAUCUACACUAAUACUGCCUGACAAUGCCAGAGUAGCUGUCUUAUGAAGUAUGCACUAUAUGAGAAAAAAACAGUCUAAUGUUUAGAUUUCCCUCCUGAGCACAAACAUUCAUUUCUGUUUUAGAUUUGAGAAGCCAUCAUAGCGUUUAUUGUGUGGCUGUGAGAGAAAAAGGUUUUUAUUUAUUUAUUUUUCCAAAGUAAUAUUUUCCUCUAUACAUCACAUAUUAAUGUUCCUUAAACAUAUAUGAUGCUAUUACCUGCACUGCUUACACAGACCAAAUGUUUACUUUUGUUUUUAUCAGAGCGGCCUCAAAGGUCAUUUUGUAAAUAUGAAACAUUAAUAUCUAAAAGAUAAGAAAUAUAUUAAAUUGGCCAUGCACACUGGAAGCUACUUGAAUUAGAAAUUGAUCUUUAAAAGGGAAAUUUGUCUUGGUUGAAACCUUCUUAUUAAACACUGACUUUUGUUUGUUAAGCCCCUCCCCCAGGAACGGCCGUUGUCCGAUUAUAGCUUAGCAACCGUAACUAGGGCUGUAGUAAAAGCAAAACUUUUACAAAACCAAGCCAGAUGUAGCUUACUAGCUACGGUAGCUAACUGAGCAUUACCUCCAAGGAGCACAUUGCAAAUGCUAGCCAGUUUGUGGGGUUAAAAUUAGCUAGCUAGGUAGUGUUUCUCUGCUGUGUGAUGAUGACGCAAUACAGUUAUCCAGUAAAGACCUAAUUUAUUGGCAUAUUUCUCGAUCCAGUGGCUUAUAUAAAGUGUACGGUAACGUCAUAACAUUACAACAUGUGGUGUUUUUCACAUACGUUGAUUUAUUUGUGGCAACUACCACAAUAUCAGCAUUUACUGCUACAUAUUGUUUGGGGUAAAAGCUUAUUUUAUUGUAGAGUUGCACGCAAUGAUUCUUCUAGCCCCUUCUAGCCCUGCUUACUUGUCAGACCAAUAAUGACACAAGUUAAAAGGCAUAGCUAGCUAGCAUACCCAACAGUCCCUCCGCCUCACUCCCCCCUUGGAGACUCCUUCACCGGGGGAAAGAAGGCCACAGCUUCGGACAUGGCACUUGGGUUUGUAAUGGCUGAAUUCAAGUUGCUCCAGGGCGCUAGCUACCCCACAACUGAAUAUGCCACAUAAAGUUAGCCACAACAGUCAGCUCAUCUAAUGCUAAUUGUGGGUUAGCAAGUUAACGUAAUAGCUAACAUCACUUGCAGCCGUUUCAUUAGAAUAAAAUGACAUAACUGAAAUAAUGUGACUAAAUGUUACAUGGACAAAACUCAGAACACAUUUCCUUGACAGUGAACAGAAUUUCUGCCUGAAUCAUCAUGUCAGAUUUUCGUCUGUGGUUGUUUAACAAUGAAGCCAACAACUCCUAUUAUCCCACACUACUUCAGACAUCUUCAAAGUCUUUCUUUUGUUGCUGUUUUGAUUGAGAGACCCCUAGUGGCAGAAAUGACAUAAUGUUGUUUAAUUGACAUAGCAACUGUAUCAAAAGGGGCGGGGCUUAAUGGAUGGUCAGUGGCAUCUAUCUAACCAGCAAUAUUCAACAAUUUGUCUUCAAAAUCAGAAAAACAAAAUCAAAUCAGUCUUCGUGGUCUCAUUGAAAAAAUAAAGUAGUUAUGCACAUGUUGAGAAACGCACUUUUAAAUUUUGCAGAUAUCAUGUCAAAUGACUUUUUAAAAGCUUUAUUCUUUGUGUGAUCUGUCACAGAAAAUGUAUUAAAUGAAAGCAUUAAUUUAUUAUGAAAUAACUUUUAUCUUCUUGAAAAAUGCAGGCCCAAAUACCCAAACAAAUCUGUCUGACAAUGGGAUGUGAGAGAAUAACCAUUUGGACAUCACCUGGUUUGCACAGAGGCUGCAGCAAACAGUAUGUUCUGUUUCAAACUGUAUUUUAGUGUAAUAAGUGGAACAUAUCAACUAAUGAUAAACAGCCGCUGUAUUUUAUACAUUUUUGGAUGGCCAAACAUUGAAAAACAUUUUCAGUUUGUACAAUCCCUGCCACUGCCAUUGCCUUGAAUAAAUGCUUGCAUCCACUGUCA